UUAACUAUGUCCUCACAGUUUAGACCGAAGCUCGUGGGUAAAAGCAUACGAUAGCAAUCUUGACUAAGUCUCUGUUGUGGCUGUUCCGUACUCAGGUUUCUUCCUCUCUCCACCUGAAUAAGCAUUGCGUCUGGGGCUGUCUCUUCCGAGAUGUUUUGGACUUGAAAUGGAGAUUUGGGUGCUUACCAGAUUUGAAAUAAGACAGAAGCUAUUUUUUUGUCCUUCUUACAAAUACAUGCUUGAAUAAGUCAUCACGAUGCCAGCCUUACCACUGGAUGAACUCCAGCUUACGGAAAAGGAUCCGAAGACAGGGAAGCUGAGGACUUUACCAGCCCUGUGUCCAGAAAUAAAAGCAGAUCGGUCUUUUGUGCUAUAUAGACCACCACCUGUUGUCAGAGACCCUGCCUUAGUGGAAGAAUUCUUGGAGCGAGCAAAAUUCAUUGCAAAUGAUCUGGACUGGCUUCUGGCUUUGCCUCAUGACAAAUUUUGGUGCCAGGUGAUAUUUGAUGAGACACUUCAGAAAUGUCUGGAUUCCUAUCUGUGCUAUGCCCCUCGCAAGUUUGAUGCAUUGUUGGAUUUCCAUCCAGAAGUGAAUGACAUGCAGAAAUGUCUUCAUCGGAGUGUCUUUCUAACCUUCCUCAGGAUGUCCACUCACAAGGAAUCCAAGGAUCAUUUUAUCACUCCCUCUGUCUUUGGAGAAAUUAUUUACAACAACUUCCUGUUUGACAUCCCUAAGAUUCUGGAUCUCUGUGUCCUUUUUGGAAAAGGAAAUGGUCCCCUGCUCCAGAAGAUGAUUGAAAAUAUCUUCACUCAGCAACCGAGUUACUUCAGUGACCUAGAUGAAACUCUGCCCACUGUCCUCCAGGUAUUCAACAAUAUCUUGCACAAAUGUGGCUUGCAGUGUGAGGGAGCCUCUGCUGAGCCCCAGAAACUGGAAGAAAGAGUAAAUGUGACUCCUGGGAACAUGCCUCUCCAGGAGCUGAAGGAUAUUGUGCUGUACUUGUGUGACACUUGCACGACACUCUGGGCGUUUCUUGAUGUCUUCCCAUUGGCUUGCCAGACCUUCCAAAAACGUGACUUUUGCUACAGAUUAGCUUCGUUUUAUGAAUUGGCAAUUCCUGAGCUGGAAUCUGCAAUUAAGAAGAGGCAUUGUGAGGAUAACAGUGUUUUUGCUGAUUUGUGGAGGAGAAUUUCCCAUUCCAGGAAGAAGGUGAUGGAAGCUUUUCACAUCGUUAUAAACCAAAUCUGUCUACAGCCCAUCUUAGAAAGCAGUUGUGAGAAUAUUCAGCCUUUUAUUGAGGAAUUUCUACAGAUCUUCACUUCAGUGCUUCAGGAAAGGAGAUUUCUCCGUGACUAUGACGAACUGUUUCCUGUUGAAGAUGAUGUCAGUCUGCUUCAGCAAGCAUCCUCCACAUUAGAUGAGACCAGGACAGCCUAUAUCCUCCAAGCAGUGGAAAGUGCAUGGGAAGGAGAAGACAGGAAAAAAGCACAAGCUGUUAAAGAUCCAACACCACUAGCAGCAUCUAAUGCAGCAUCAGCAAAGGUGGAGAACAAUUCUGAGGAUCUGGAAGAGCUUGGGGCUGCGUAUGCAUCGGAGGAUGAGUGUGCCAGUGCAGCGGCUGCACCCACUGCCAAGGUGUCAGGAGUGGAGCUGGACUCCCUGAUCUCUCAAGUGAAAGACCUGCUGCCAGACCUUGGCGAAGGCUUCAUCCUGGCCUGCCUGGAAGAGUAUGGUUACAACACGGAGCAAGUAAUCAACAACAUCCUAGAAGAUAAGCUGGUGCCAUCCUUGGAUAAGCUGGAGCGAACAAUGCAAAGACAGCUAAAGCCAGACCCUACUCCUCUAGUGACUUCUCGCUACAAUGUUUUCCAGAAUGAUGAGUUUGACGUUUUCAGUAGGGACUCGGUGGAUGUUUCUCGGAUACAAAAAGGCAAGCGGAGGGAGAAGGACACAACCAGGAGUUUGCUGAAUGACAAACGCCUGAUUGCUGAGCAGAAGGAGCGCUACAGCCAGUACAGCGUGGUUGUGGAGGAGGUUCCUGUGCAGCAAGGAGAAGCUCAGUUCUACAAGGAGGACUAUGAGGACGAGUACGAUGACACUUAUGAUGGAAACCAAGUGGGGGCAAAUGAUGCCGACUCAGAUGAUGAGCUGAUUAGUAGGAGGCCAUUCACCACUCCUCAAGUCUUGAGACCAAAAGGACAGGAGGAUGGACAAGAGGAGGAGGAGGAGGAGGAUGAAGAAGAGGAGGAGGAAGCCGAAAAGGAAAGAACUAAGCAGGACCAUUUUGUGCAGGACCCAGCUGUAUUGAGGGAGAGAGCUGAAGCCAGACGGCUAUCUUACCUGGCAAGGAAGGGGCACAAGCACGACAGCUCCGCUGUUGUUGGGAAUGCGAAGGGACACGGGCAGAACCAGGAAACAGUGCAGGAACGAAGGAAGAAGGAAGCAAACAAAAGCACAAGAGCUAAUCAUAAUCGACGGGUCAUGGCUGACAGAAAGCGGAAUAAAGGCAUGAUUCCUUCCUGAAAGACUCUCACCCCAGGUGUUGCAUCAUCGCCAGUCCUUGGCGUAGGGGACAGUUGUGCUGUGUUCCCUUGGCCCUCCCUUAGCUCAGGGGACUGGAUGUUGUGGUUCAAUACCUGGCACUUCAUCUCGCUGCAGAAUUGCACGUUCUGUGGGAGGGUUGCCCGUUCAUGAAAAGGAACUGCCCACCAGGCAGAUUGUCUGCUGUUCAGCUCACAGAGAGAAACGUAUAUGACAAUAGGCCACACCUCAGAUGCGCUGGACAGGCUGCACGAGCUGUACAUUUCCUUUUGUACUAUUUAUAAUUCGGAGAACUUUAUUUUUAUACUGGCUCCUCAUGCCCUUGCUGCAACUACAAGGGGGCUUCCAGGCCACGCAGCUGACAGCUCUGAGAGCAACCAUGUGAGUUGCAGCAAGGCUUCCCUGGAGCAGCCCUCACAGCUCUCUGCUCCACUGAAAUGCCUUAUCCUGCAGGGAAACUUGAAGGUUGAUAGGAAAACACUCGGGCUAUUCCAGUUGCCGACAGACACUUGGGAGUUCAGGUGAAUGAGAACGUAUCAUAAAUUUCUGUCCCUCAAGUGAGGUGUGUGAAAACAGAACAUGCAAAUAAAUGAUUUAAAUCUUUUAGUUGGUGUUUUUAGGCUCUUAAAAACUCUAAUGAUCUUUAAGCUAGAGGAACCUUAACCAACCCUUUACUGUGCUGUGUAUCUGCAGGCAGCGAAAUUCGCUUGCUGUUUUGUGUUGGUUGAGUGAAGUGAGAUUUAGCCACAACCACUGAGACUACAGAUACUUGAAAAUCGGCAUUAAGGUGCCCUAAGCAAGAUGACAGUAGUAUGGAAAUCAGAGUUGAAGGCAGCAGGGUCAGAGUCCCUGGGGAGCUGCCUCCUCAAUAACUGCUUGUCACACUCGGUGAAGCAGAACUGCCCUGAUCAUCAUGUUUGCUGUUAGGAAGGCUGGGAGCUAAUAGUAAGUAACAGUUUGUUGCUGCCGAAGGGACUUCUCUUGAGGACCAUCUUUGUUAGAAGUCACUCCCUGCAUACUGAGACCCAAAUUAUUGAGUUUACUUUGUAACCUAUUUGUAAGGUGCUCAAAGGCCAUGGCAAUAGCUGCUAUGCUGUUCAAUUCAUUCUUGUCACAGAGUAUCAGCCCGUUUUUAGAGUGCUGUUUGCAUCAUGGAGACUAAGGUAAAUGGGCUCUACUUAGCCAUUUCCCCUGCCUUCCCCCACUGUGUGUUUUUCUAGUACUGCCAUAUAAAGCGGAGCAGACAAAGCUGCAUGUGGUUGUCAUCCACAUGCUGCAUAAAUUAGCACUAGAUUUUGUAGCGUUAGAGGUGUUGUUUGGGGGUUAAUCUAGUGCUGUCUGCCCCUUUUCAAAUGCUGCAGGAAAGCUUUUGUAAUAAGCUCUGUGCGCACGUACCUUGCUGCCUAGUUUUACGCAGAGGGCGGGGACUACAUGGCUAUAUGAUUAGUACUGCUGCCAAACACGAUUGUGCUGGAGCUGUUUUCAAAAAGUGUAGAAAUGACUAUCACCGUUAUGCAAAUAAGAUAAAGUCCUGAAUGCUGUGAGGACAAGAUUUUUCUCUGCAUAUCACUACUGUCCAAGCCCCUAUGACAAGGCAUAGGAAAAAGGGAAUGGCAUUUACUUCUCAAAAUCCCCUGCCAAAGGAAAUUACUCGCCAGGAUAACUAACUCCCUACUCUUCUAUAGCUACUGUUCUCUGAACUAAUAGCUUCAUUUACUCUCUGCUAGCCUUCACUGCUCUCUUCCCCCCUCCUAAUACUGUAUUCAUCUUUGGUUCUUGCUUCUAAAAAGCUGCAAAUCUCUAUUACCUGCUCAGCAUAGCAUGAAGCUAUCAGCACUGCAGACAGAACUCAUAGCAGGGCAGGCAGUCUUAUGUUGCAUGACAUUAUCCCAAGGAAGUUUAAACCUUUCCUCCUAAGUGUCUCUAUAAAAGCACAGCUGGGACUGUGAAGGCUGAAGUUGGUUUCUGCUCAAAAAUAAGCACAAUGUUUCAAGUUCUCUUAAUAUUCUAAGAGUAAAUGUUUUACUCCUCUGAGACCCAGUUACAAACCCAAUAAAGCUUCUUUCAUUAUCACAGGC
Molecule: messenger RNA, 4620 nt
Organism: Dromaius novaehollandiae (emu)
Lineage: Eukaryota; Metazoa; Chordata; Aves; Casuariiformes; Dromaiidae
Gene: ASCC2
Product: activating signal cointegrator 1 complex subunit 2
Exons: 19
Coding region: 257-2524 (755 amino acids)
Biological process (GO): regulation of DNA-templated transcription
Molecular function (GO): ubiquitin binding
Source: RefSeq, a predicted model, not a curated record